UCAGAAAAACUAACAAUGAAAUUCGCAAUUGUUCCUGCGGCCAGCAUUGCCUGCAUAGGCCCUGGAGGUCCAGCCGGAAAUCCCUUUGCCGCUGCCAAUCCCUAUGCGGCCGCCUUUAAUCCCUUCCUGAAUGGAAUUUUCGGUGGUGCCGGAACUGGAGCUGCCGCUGGAGUGGCUGCUCCCGUUGCACCUGCCCCUCUUUUCGGAGGCGCCUCGAUCUCCUCCUUCUUCCAGUCGAUAGUCCUGCAACGCGAGGCCGAGCGUUGCUGUCCCAGCCCGUUUCCCACCGAUCUGGCGGAGCGUGUCCAGGAUGUGGUUGCCGGCUCCCAGGAGUCGAUCAGUGGCUGCAACAACGCCACCCUCCCCUGGCUCCAGAUCCGCUGUGUGAAGCCCCUGCUGACCAAUGCCAAGAACCAGCUGAAGCUCAUCGAUGACGAGUGGCAGGCUCGUUUGGCCGCCAGCACCACCGCCAGUCCCGCCGGAGCAGGAUCUGCCUAGGAUCCGCGCCCUGCCCUCACCUGCCCCCUUUAAUAUCCAAUAUGCCUUAGCUAGCAAUCGACCAACAUAGAUGCAAUAAAAUUUAAAUAAGUUUAAUGCAGGAA
Molecule: messenger RNA, 602 nt
Organism: Drosophila suzukii
Lineage: Eukaryota; Metazoa; Arthropoda; Insecta; Diptera; Drosophilidae
Source: RefSeq, a predicted model, not a curated record